AUGAUCGCUGCUGUUUCAGAGAAUAGCGAGCUCGAGCAACGGCAAAUGUGCGAAGGUCUUGGCAUCAUUAUUAGCCCCGAAUGGAGUCCGGCGCGAAUAAGGGAGGAGAUUGCGAGAUUAUACGAGACGGCGUAUCAGGAAUUGAUGAGCAACAACAACGCAGCAACAGAAUAUGAAGCAGCUAUGGGUCUACUGGCCAAUAAUAGCGAACCAAGGAAGCCCCCUGACGCAGUCAACGUCCUCUUCUUUCUCGCUAGCAGAUAUAUGUAUCGACGGAGAAGCGGGGCCGGGCUCAAAGCCUUGUGCGAGAAAUACCGUAUCGACGUCAGUUGCACUUGGGAUUCGGAGAGGGUCAUCAUCGAGAUUAUACGAGCCGUAGAGUGGCGACGCCAGAUAGAAAGAGCCCGGGCAGCCGCCAACGAAGCUUCGAUAUUAGCUAGUAUAGCUGCAAUAGCUGCUAUGGAUGCAGAAACAGCCCUCAUCCGAGCUAAAAUGGCCGAAAUGGCAAAGACGGCGAAGGCAAAAGCUAGUCGAACAGUAAUCGACCUUACACAUAGCGCAACGCGGGUUGACCUCCCAUAUGGCCAAACGCCGAUUGACGUUACAGAUAGCCCGUGA
Molecule: messenger RNA, 618 nt
Organism: Pseudogymnoascus destructans
Lineage: Eukaryota; Fungi; Ascomycota; Leotiomycetes; Thelebolales; Thelebolaceae
Exons: 1
Coding region: 1-618 (205 amino acids)
Source: RefSeq, a predicted model, not a curated record